Messenger RNA from Stegostoma tigrinum, 1020 nucleotides. RefSeq names its product probable G-protein coupled receptor 139. The transcript has 2 exons. The record is from RefSeq and is a predicted model, not a curated record. Gene Ontology annotation, cellular component: membrane. Bases 1 to 1020 code for a protein of 339 amino acids. Gene Ontology annotation, molecular function: G protein-coupled receptor activity. NCBI's taxonomy places the organism in Eukaryota, Metazoa, Chordata, Chondrichthyes, Orectolobiformes, Stegostomatidae. Gene Ontology annotation, biological process: G protein-coupled receptor signaling pathway.
AUGAGUGCGAAUCUCAUUAACAGUCAAAGUAAACUCUCAUACAAUAUGGAGCGGCCAAUUGUUGUUCAGAUAUCAGACAUUUAUUAUCCAUUUUUGGCCACUGUCGGCGUACCUGCCAAUGUACUGACAAUUAUUGUUCUUGCACGUGGAAACUGUGGUCUUUCAAAAUGUAUCACUUGUUACCUGCUGAGCAUGACAGUGGCAGACUUUCUGGUUCUUCUAUUUGAUGUAAUAUUGUAUGAGAUUAAGAAUGUUUAUUUUCCAUACUCAUUUCUGAAUCAUACUCCUAUUUGCAGCCUGAACCUAGUUCUGAUCUUUGCUUCAAUUGAUUGUUCUGUAUGGUUUACUGUAGCUUUUACCUUUGACCGAUUUGUUGCCAUUUGUUGUCAAAAGCUGCAAACAAAAUAUUGCACCGAACGAACUGCUGUUAUCAUGAUUGGAGUUGUGACCUCUCUAAGUGUGUUACAGAGUAUUCCAGUUUACUUUGUAUAUGUACCUCGAGAAAUAAUUGACAAUGUACCUUGGUCCUGCUAUGUAAAAACGAGCUUCUACACAUCACCUUUAUGGGCAGCAUUAAUGUGGUUGAGAUCAAUUUUAACCCCAUUUAUUCCAUUUAUUCUAAUUUUACUGCUAAAUGCUCUGACGAUAAGGAACAUUAUAUUAGCUAGUAGAGUGAGGAGGGGGCUACGAGGAAAUAAAACUGUUGAGAAACACAAUGACCCAGAAAUGGAGAAUCGAAGAAAAUCCAUUAUUUUACUGCUUGCCAUAUCUGGCAGUUUUAUUCUUUUAUGGAUUGUAACUUUAAUUUCUUAUGUUUGUGUACAUUUUGCAGAAAUUCAGUUUUUAGCAGAAGAUUACAAUUCACCAUUCACUAUUUUGGAACAAUCCGGGUACAUGCUCAGUGUGUUGAGCUCUUGCACUAACACAUUUAUUUAUGCAGUGUCACAAAGAAAAUUUAGACAUGAGCUGUAUAAUAUUUUCAAACACCCUCUCAAUUUAAUUAUAUCUUUGUUUAAAUAA